Molecule: messenger RNA, 1695 nt
Organism: Polyodon spathula (Mississippi paddlefish)
Lineage: Eukaryota; Metazoa; Chordata; Actinopteri; Acipenseriformes; Polyodontidae
Product: zinc finger protein 195-like
Exons: 2
Coding region: 196-918 (240 amino acids)
Biological process (GO): regulation of transcription by RNA polymerase II
Molecular function (GO): DNA-binding transcription factor activity, RNA polymerase II-specific; RNA polymerase II cis-regulatory region sequence-specific DNA binding
Source: RefSeq, a predicted model, not a curated record
GGGUGAUUGUCAGUAGCUUUCUGUCAAGGGAUUGGCUUUUUAGCUAGUAAAUAAGAGUUAUAACUUUGUACAAUUUUGUUUCACACAGAUCCCGAAGAGAGUCAUGAUAUCCCUGAAUCUGAAGCACAGGAGAGACCAGAGAUAGAAGUUUACACACCAGAGGAGUCCUUUGACCAGGAUUGGUGUGUAUGUCUAAUGGAGAUUACAGAGCUUACGUUUGUUAAAGAUGAAGAGGUCCUUCAACAGGAAUGUGUUCCCAUUGAAGAGGAGUUCACAGAGCAGGAAUGUGUCUCCAUCACAGAGGAACUUCCUGCUGAAAAUAAUGUCUGUACACUUGAGGAGAACAAGAAGCUGGGAUCCAACCUGUGUGCUGAUUCUCUAUCUGAAUGUGAACUGGGAUUUAGAGGUUCUAACAUAGAUGAAGGAGAACACGACUCCACUCCAUCACCCCAGAGCAAAAACACUUCUAGUGGCAAACCACAGCGCAAGAAACUCCGAGAGACGACACCCCGAAAAGAACAUGUGAAGACAUUGGGAUCUCGCUCAGUUAAAAUCCCUUCUUUACAAGACAGCCCCCCUCUUACUGUGGAGAGUACAGAGACGCCACAUUCUGCAUGUUUUAACAGUUCUGAAACCCAGGGCAACUUGAAGACCUUGCCUCGUUCUGUCAAAGGUGGAAAGAGUGCACGUCAAUUAGGCUCUAAUAAGACUCGCAAGGGAAAUCACACAGGAGGGGCUCCAUUGUCCUGUUCUGAAUGUGGGAAGAGAUUCCGUAGUUUAUCAAAGCUUGUAAUCCAUGAGCGCAUUCACACUGGAGGGAAACCUUAUCGCUGUUCUAAACGUGGGAAGAGAUUCAAUCAGUUAGGUGACCUUAAAAGACACCUGCACGUUCACACUGGAGGGAAACCUUAUUACUGAUUUGAGUAUGGGAAGAGUGUCGCAUGGUUGCGAUAUCUUCAUUCACACCAGCGCAGUCACACAGAAACCGUAUAACUGCUGAAUGUGGAAAAUUUUCAGUCGUUUUGCAAACCUUAAGACACCAGUGUGUAUCCCAAUCCCUGCUCGUAAUAUAUCCACUUUUCUCCCAUGUAUUGCUUAGUCUCCUAGUUUGAAUAUUAAGAUCUGUAGUGCUUUCAAAGUAGUUCUAAGCUUUGGUUAAAGCUCUGGAUCUUCAUAAAUGCUCAAUCAGAAUUGUAAAGUAAUACUUUAUGUAAAGAAUUGAUGACAGAUGUGUUUUUGUUUUCCGAGUGCUUUUCUGUUCACCUCUUUACAGAACUGUUUGUAAUGUUUUCCUCCCUGGAUACUCCUGUUCAGCCUAUUCGGGGACAGGGAUUGGUAACUAUUUCAGAUAGUUUAUUGUCAUCCAUUCUUUUAUUUAGCCAAGCUAGUUUUCUACUUCGCUUUAAUUCAAAAUAAAACACGGUACUAGAAGAAAAAAAAAGUUUAGCUGGAAAAUGAUGAUAAAUGAAAGUUUUACUGUUCUCGUUGCUUUCAUAGGACAGCAUAUGUUCAGCUACCAAAUCCUGUAAAUAGUUCAAUAAAAUCUGAGUUUGUUCAUUCAGUGUUUGUUUCCCCUCUCUUCUAUCAAGACUGUUUGACACAGAUCAGCACUUCUGAAAUGCUUUUGAUGACAUCUGAAGGUGCUGCCUUCCAAGCCUCAAUGCUUUAUACAGCCAAAACGUUCAGUGGUGCCUG